Molecule: messenger RNA, 1131 nt
Organism: Arxiozyma heterogenica
Lineage: Eukaryota; Fungi; Ascomycota; Saccharomycetes; Saccharomycetales; Saccharomycetaceae
Exons: 1
Coding region: 1-1131 (376 amino acids)
Biological process (GO): transsulfuration
Cellular component (GO): cytoplasm
Molecular function (GO): pyridoxal phosphate binding; carbon-sulfur lyase activity
Source: RefSeq, a predicted model, not a curated record
AUGACUUAUUUAGCUACUUCUUUGAUUCAUGCAGAUGAUAAGGACAAUCGUGUUAGUGAUGUGGCCCCUCCCAUUAAUGUGGCAACUACUUUCCGUUACGAUAAUUCUAAUUUAGAAAUCUGUGACGAAAGUGAAUGCAUCGAAGAAAUGGAUAGAAAUCCUGUCUAUUCUCGUUGUGGUCAUCCAAAUGCAACAAGAGUUGAAAGCGUAUUAUCUAAAGUUUUAGAUGGUUAUGCCGUGGUUUAUAGCACCGGUGUUUCUUCCUUCUAUGCUGCUAUGGUUCACUUCAAUCCAAAGAGAUUAUUUAUUGGUGAAAGUUAUCACGGUGUUCGUGCAAUUGCUGAUAUCAUGACUAGAAACUAUGGUCUUGAACAGCACAAAUUGGAAGACAUUGAAAAGUUUGCUCAACCAGGUGAUUUAAUCCAUAUUGAAUCACCAGUUAACCCAUAUGGUGUUUCGGUAAACAUUCAAGAAUAUGCUGAUAAAGCACAUGCUAAAGGUGCUACAUUGAUUGUAGAUGCUACUUUUGCACCACCACCUUUACAAGAUACAUGGAAAUUUGGUGCUGAUAUUAUUAUGUAUUCUGCUACUAAAUAUUUCGGUGGCCAUUCUGAUUUGCUAGCUGGUGUUCUUGUUACUAAAGAUCACACUGUUUACAACAAAUUGAAAGUUGAUAGAAUGUACCUUGGUACAAUCAUUGGUAAUUUGGAAUCUUUCCUAUUAUUAAGAUCUUUAAGAACUUACGAGAUGAGAAUUUCGAAGCAAUCUGAAAAUGCAACUAAGAUUGUUAAUUUCUUAAAGGAUAAUAUGGAAAAAUACAAGAACGUUUUGAAACAUGUCUAUCAUUCAUCUUUACAAAAGGAAAAUUUUGUUAAAGAACAAGCUACUGGUGGUCAUACACCUGUAUUUUCUAUCACACUACAAAAUGUGGAACAAGCCAAACAUUUUCCAAGUAAAUUGAAACUUUUCCAACACGCUACUUCAUUAGGUGGUGUUGAAUCAUUGGUCGAAUGGAGGGCUUUAAGUGACCCUGAAAUCGAUCAAACUUUAUUAAGAUUUUCCAUUGGUUGUGAAAAUGCAGAUGAUUUAAUUGAAGACUUGAAGCAAGGAUUUGAAAAGACUUUGGCUUAA